CAGAGGGGUAGGAACUAGGAGGAAGCUGUAGGCUACUUUACUGGAACAGGACCCUGUGAAGAGCGGCUUCCUCCCAUUCCUCGAGCUGUCUCCCUGUUGGACAGGCAAAGGUGCAGCAUGGCAACCACUAUUCUGGGUGUAGGUACAGGCGUCUUCAUAUUGGCUGUUGUUUGGGUGGUGACUUUACUGCUGUGUCUGCUGCUGGCGAGAGCAUCUGGUCCAGCAAGACUGUUUGUGGUUUUGGCAUUGCUGUUAGCAGUGAUCAUCACAUUAAUUCUUAUUUUCAUCCCACGAUCAAGUGAGACUCCAACGCCACAAAAGGAAAUUCAAAUUGUAGAUACCUACUUCAUCGGACGUUAUUUCCUCGUUUCCAUCAUGAGCGUUAUCUUCCUUGGAAGCAUAUUUUUUGUUCUCAGUUUCAAGCUCCUGGAGCCAGUGUACGCCAGACCUCUGGAUUUACGCUAACAGCAGUGCUAUAAGAUGACUUUUUUCUCAGAUGUUUUGUGUAAUAUUAAUCAGAGUGUACAUUUAUUUUUUUUAUACCCUGUACAAAGUGUAUUAUUUGGACUGAGAAAACAAAAUUGUAAUUCUGUGCAUUUUGUCAAUAAAGUUUAUUUU
This is a messenger RNA of Bombina bombina (fire-bellied toad), 618 nucleotides long. It is a transcript of the gene TMEM218, whose product is annotated as transmembrane protein 218. The record is from RefSeq and is a predicted model, not a curated record. The transcript is spliced from 5 exons. Lineage: Eukaryota; Metazoa; Chordata; Amphibia; Anura; Bombinatoridae. The coding region runs from base 118 to 465 and encodes 115 amino acids.